Molecule: messenger RNA, 1274 nt
Organism: Mus pahari (shrew mouse)
Lineage: Eukaryota; Metazoa; Chordata; Mammalia; Rodentia; Muridae
Gene: Fgfbp3
Product: fibroblast growth factor binding protein 3
Exons: 1
Coding region: 16-768 (250 amino acids)
Biological process (GO): cell-cell signaling
Molecular function (GO): growth factor binding
Source: RefSeq, a predicted model, not a curated record
UCCCAGAGGAGUGGCAUGGCCAACGCGGGCAUGAGUCCUCCGAGGCCGCGGGCGUCGCUCUCGCCGCUGACGCUGCUGUUGCUGCUGGGAGGCUGCCUCCUUUCGGCCGCCGGGAGGGACAAGGGGGCAGCAGGCAGGGAAGUGGCCCGGGCCUCCGGCCCCACGGACGGCUCCUCAGGUCGCUUCGUGAGUCCAGAGCAGCACGCGUGUAGCUGGCAGCUCCUGGUGCCCGCCCCGGGGACGCCGACUGGCGGAGAGCUGGCCUUGCGCUGCCAGACCCCGGGAGGGGCGAGCCUGCACUGCGCCUACCGCGGGCAUCCGGAGCGCUGCGCGGCCACCGGCGCCCGGCGAGCGCACUACUGGAGACGGCUGCUGGGCGUGCUGCGCAGGAGACCACGGCCCUGCCUGGACCCCGCGCCGCUGCCGCCACGCCUGUGCGCCCGCAAGACGGCUGGCGCAGAGCUGCACUCGCCGGCCCACCCCAGCUUACCCGUGCAUCCCAGCGAGCAGCCCCGGUCCAGGGCGCGGAGCCGGGCUCGGUCGCGACAGUCGAUUCGGUCCCCGAGCUCCCAGCUCGAAAAGAAGCCCUUGCUAGUGAAGUCCAACUCGGGCGGGAGGAAAGCGGGCUCAGACCCGGUCCCGGAGCCUCCUGCGGCGGCCGGAUUCCAGCCCAAUGGGCUAGAUCAGAAUGCCGAGCUCACUGAGACCUACUGCACCGAGAAGUGGCACUCCCUUUGCAACUUCUUUGUCAAUUUCUGGAAUGGCUGAGGCUGCAGGCUGGCAGGGGCACUAGGGGCAGGUGCUGCGAAGCAGAGGGCAGCGCAGCCGGGGAGGAAGGCGUCUUAGACGGGGAACCGGGAUGGAGAAUAAGUUAGUCGGCUAGUCGGGAUUCCAAAAUGGGGCAAGGGUCAGAGUGAGUCAGGGUGAGAAGAAUCUGAAACAGCAGGAGACGGUUUUGUUUGUUUUGCAUCUCAGUUCUGAUUUAAGAGCAGAAGAAAUAGUGGAAAUAAAUAGAUUUAUAUUAAGUAUGGGAAAAUUGUAGAUUUGGGAGAGAAGCUGAGAAUAAAGUGACUGAAGAGGUGCGACUCUUUCCUAGGAAGUGGGAUACAAUGUAUAUCAACACAUUUUCAUUAAAUGUAAGGACCUGAACCAUGUUGAAUAAUUCAAAAUCUUCUUGGGUUUUCAGCUCGAGAAAAUGAAUACCCAUCCCCCUCCUUUCUUGAUUGUUAUUAACUCUGGGUGUGACUGGCAUCACACUUUCUAUGUAGAUUAAA